AGCCAUUUUAGGGCACUAUUGUCGUAUUUAUAAACAUGUCGGAUGAUUAUGAAAACGUUUCUAAAGGAUCUCUUAAACUAAAGAAUGAUCAUGGUAUAAAAAAGAAAAAAAAGAAGAAAAAGAGUAAAGAGCUAAAAGAAGAAAUUAAACGAACCAAAGAGUUGGACUAUACGGAAAGUGACUAUGUAGAAACUAAGACUAAAGCUGAAUUAGCUUAUGAAAGAAUUCAAAAGCAAAAGGCUGAUGAAAAAAUUUUGAAACGAGCGGCUUUGACUCAUAAAGAAAAAAUUAUUAAAUUUAAUAAACAUCUAGAUGGAAUGACAGAACAUUUCGACAUGCCAAAAUUGAGUUGGACCAAGUAA
Molecule: messenger RNA, 362 nt
Organism: Dimorphilus gyrociliatus
Lineage: Eukaryota; Metazoa; Annelida; Polychaeta; Dinophilidae
Source: the annotation of a GenBank genome assembly